Messenger RNA from Engraulis encrasicolus (European anchovy), 1544 nucleotides. RefSeq names its product amnion associated transmembrane protein (gene amn). Lineage: Eukaryota; Metazoa; Chordata; Actinopteri; Clupeiformes; Engraulidae. Gene Ontology annotation, biological process: receptor-mediated endocytosis; intracellular protein localization. Gene Ontology annotation, cellular component: endocytic vesicle; apical plasma membrane. The record is from RefSeq and is a predicted model, not a curated record. Bases 1 to 1527 code for a protein of 508 amino acids. The transcript has 2 exons.
AUGCCCACAGCACCAAAGCCAAAGUCCACACCCGCUGCCUCAUCUCCCUCACAACCUGAGAAGAUGCUGCCCAGCAUGCACACAUCUGCCGCUCUCCUCUACCUCUGCCUCGGCCUCGGCCUCAGCCUCCUGCUCAGCCCUGCCUCUGCCCUCUACAAGCAGUGGGUCCCGGACACCAACUACGAGAAUGCCACCAACUGGGACAAGGGUUCGGUGCCCUGCGGCAGCGACAGAGUGCACUUCCCAGCAGGCAGACGCGUGUCUGUGUACGUGGAGACGGUCCACUCGGUGCUGGAGAUGAGGCUGCCAGUGGACGGGGAGGUGAUCCUGUCCUCGGGGGCAGCUUUCGCCGCCGCGUCCACCCCCGGCCAGGGGGAGCCCGGAUGUGGAAACGGGGUGACGGCCACCUUCAAGGACUCGGAGGAGCUCAAGUGGUUCGACCCCCAGCUGUGGAGGGCUGCGGCCACCUGGGACGACCUGCAGGCCGGACGCUACGUGUUCGCGGUGCACGAGGAGAGUGUGCCGUGUCGAGCGGACGACGUGGUGUUCCGCCCGGUCUCCUCGUUCCGCGUGGAUGUCUCCUCCAGCCAGAUGUCGGUGCCUGUGAAGAGCGUCUCGGUCAUGGGCCAGAAGUUCGACAGCGGCUCCUCCUUCUCCACGUACCUGUCCUCCCGCUCGGGCCAGCUGCAGUUCCACGGCUCCGCCUCGCCGGUCGUCACGCCCUCGGCGGGCUGCAACGACGCCACGGGGUGCGAGUGCGGGAACGCGGCCGAGCGCGAGCGCAUCUGCUCGGCCGUCACGUGUCCCCAGGUGGCCUGCCUGAAGGUCCUGCGGCCCGUGGGCCACUGCUGUGACGUGUGCGGUGCCAUCGUGUCCCUGCGCUUCUCCGGGGCGUUCAACCUGGAGUCGUACCGCCAGCGCCUGCUGCACCUGGUGCUCAACAAGCCCUCCUACAGCUCCGUGCGCAUGGCCCUCUCCAAGGUGGCGGAGCAGCAGAGGAUGUGGGGCUUCAUCCCGCGAGGGACCCAGCCCAAGAUCCAGGUGCUGCUGGUGGAGGAGGGCAGCGGGGAGUACGCCAGCUAUCUGGCGGAGGCUGCGGCCAAGGACAUCAUGGCAGAUGCCCGCUCCAACGGCGCCGAUCUGGGCAUCGAGGAAGCGAACGUGGAGCUGUCGUCCGGGGACGGGGGUGGCGGAGAGGCGGGCGUGAUAGCGGGGGCGGUGAUCGGGGUGUUGCUGGUGGUGGUGGUGCUGUUGGGCAUGGGGCUGUUCCUGCACCGGCGGGGGUCCAUCUCCAUGCCCAGUCUGCCAAAGAUGCCCUCCUGGAGGAAGGGCAGCGGCGGGGCUGUGGGGGAGCUGGGGGGCCCGCUGGAUCACGGCUUUGACAACCCCAUGUUCGAUAAGCCCACCCUCAUGCCCUCGGAGCCAGAGCUGUACGGGGACUCGGCCAACUCUAUAUCCAUGACUCAGUCGGGAGUGCACUUUGUCAACCCGGCCUACGACGAGAACGAGACUGACUUUACCGCAUAACACACCACAAUAUGAGA